GAAUUUUAAAAUUUAUUGGAGGCAUGCGAUCUAGAGAAUUCUCGUCUGUGCGGAACACGUGGGUUUUCUCGGAGUAAUCGAAGUAAUAACAAGCACAUCGUUCGACACUUUCGGCAGUGCGAUCACAUGUAGUGAUUCAAAAAUCUGUGAGACGGUCCGAAUUAAUUCGGUCCGAAAGAAAUCGCGGGCCGUUGCAAAAGGGAUUACAUUAGCUUUGUGCCUUUGAAGAGACCAAACAUAGUUAGAGACAGCUAAAGGAGAAGGAGAAACAGAGGUUAAAAACGAUAAUUGUAUCAAAAGAAAGCAAAUUCUAAUUAGCUUCUCUCUACUGGAUUGAUGAAUGGUCACGAGCACAAGAUGAACUUACCACUAGUGUACUUCGAUAUUUCUGUGGACGAAAAGCCACUGGGACGAAUUGUGAUGCAAUUACGUACUGACGUUGUGCCAAAAACAUCGGAAAAUUUUCGUGCCUUGUGCACGGGAGAGAAGGGUUAUGGUUACAAAGGGAGCUAUUUCCAUCGUAUAAUUCCAAACUUCAUGUGCCAAGGUGGUGACUUUACGAAUCACAAUGGUACUGGUGGAAGAUCCAUCUUCGGAGAGAAGUUUGAGGAUGAGAAUUUCGAGCUCAAGCAUACCUCCAUGGGUACACUAUCGAUGGCAAAUUCCGGGCCGAAUACAAAUGGCUCGCAAUUUUUUGUUACCACUAUCAAGACACCUUGGCUGGACAAUAAACACGUUGUGUUUGGUAAUGUUUUUGAAGGAAUGGAUGUUGUAAGGAAAAUUGAAAGUUACGGCUCGUCGACUGGAAAGACAUAUCAGAAAAUUAUGAUAGCGGAUUGUGGUCAAUUAUCAUGAGCAAAUUUAAAAUAAAUAAGCGAUGAAAUAAAA
Wasmannia auropunctata (little fire ant) is the source of this 888-nucleotide messenger RNA. RefSeq names its product peptidyl-prolyl cis-trans isomerase. Gene Ontology annotation, cellular component: intracellular membrane-bounded organelle. The coding region runs from base 337 to 855 and encodes 172 amino acids. The transcript is spliced from 2 exons. Gene Ontology annotation, molecular function: peptidyl-prolyl cis-trans isomerase activity. NCBI's taxonomy places the organism in Eukaryota, Metazoa, Arthropoda, Insecta, Hymenoptera, Formicidae. The record is from RefSeq and is a predicted model, not a curated record. Gene Ontology annotation, biological process: protein folding; protein peptidyl-prolyl isomerization.